AUCUCUCUCACCACCAAUAAUUCAAAGGGUAUUUUAGUAUUUCAACACCGCGUAAUUUUCUCUGCAUCUUAUAUAAAAUGGUAUGGGUUCUCACUCCCCAUGCAGAACCUCAACACAUAUUACGAGCUCUCUCAAGUCCCAGCCAUGGACUUUAGUAGACUUACCAUUUCUCUCUUCUUUGCUCUUUUGAUCUCUACUACCACAGCCGUUGAUCCUUGUGCCUCAGAAUCUGAUAGCUCAGAUCUUUCUGUCAUACCUAUUUACAGCAAAUGCUCACCUUUCAACAAGCAAACCAAUUCUGGGUCCUGGGUCAAUACAGUGAUAAACAUGGCCUCAAAAGACCCAGAUCGGGUCAAAUACCUAUAUAGCCUAGCGGCCCAAAAGACCCCCUCCGCCCCAGUUGCUUCGGGUCAGCGGGUCCUUAACAUUGCCAACUAUGUGGUCCGAGUCAAACUCGGAACCCCGGGUCAGCUCUUGUUCAUGGUUCUAGACACCAGCAAUGACGUCGCUUGGGUCCCAUGCUCCGGAUGCACUGGUUGCUCCUCCACCACUUUCUCACCCAAGACUUCCACAACUUACGGGUCUUUGGACUGCUCCAUGCCCGAAUGCACCCAGGUCCGUGGACUCUCUUGCCCGUCUACUGGAUCUUCCACGUGCUUCUUCAACCAAUCUUACGGUGGAGAUUCAUCAUUCUCCGCUACCCUCGUACGUGAUUCUUUCCAUCUCGCCACCGAUGUUCUCCCCAAUUACACUUUCGGGUGCAUCAAUUCCAUUUCGGGAGGCUCAGUUCCACCCCAAGGGUUAUUGGGUUUGGGUCGUGGAUCCAUGUCCUUGCUCUCACAAUCCGUGUCGCUCUACUCGGGCGUCUUCUCAUACUGUUUACCCAGUUUCAAAUCCUACUACUUCUCCGGGUCACUCAAACUCGGACCCCUCGGCCAGCCUAGAUCCAUUAGAACCACCCCACUUCUACGUAACCCACACCGACCCUCACUCUACUACGUGAACCUCACCGGACUUAGCGUGGGACGGGUUUGGGUCCCCAUUGCUCCAGAGCUCCUUGCAUUCGACCCUAACACCGGAGCUGGAACCAUCAUCGACUCCGGCACAGUCAUAACACGGUUCGUCGUACCCAUUUACAGUGCGAUCCGGGACGAGUUCAGGAAACAAGUGAAAGGUCCAUUUUCAACACUGGGGGCCUUUGAUACUUGCUUUGCCGCGGGCAAUGAAGGCAUUGUCCCGACAAUAACGUUGCAUUUCACGGGGUUGGACUUGACAUUGCCGUUGGAGAACAGCUUGAUACAUAGCAGUUCAGGGUCGUUGGCUUGCUUGGCAAUGGCGGCUGCUCCGAGCAACGUGAACUCGGUAUUGAAUGUGAUAGCCAACUUGCAGCAGCAGAACCUUAGGAUCGUGUUUGAUGUUGCCAACUCUCGUUUGGGCAUUGCCCGUGAGCUCUGUAACUAGAUUUUGGCUGUUAACUAUGUUUCUCUCUAGAUUUCUUUGGUUGUGUCCAAUAUUGUGUGUUAUAGGAUUGGUGGGACUAAGAAGAAUGAAAGGAUAAAACCUUAUGUUCUCUUUUGGAGAUAUAUGAUGCAAUGUAAUAUCUUCAACUGCAUGUGAUUAUGGCGAAAAUGAUUGUAGCCUUUAAUUAUCUAUCCAUAUGCCUUCCAAUGGCUCUUGCAGCAUA
Messenger RNA from Ziziphus jujuba (common jujube), 1684 nucleotides. RefSeq names its product aspartyl protease AED3. Lineage: Eukaryota; Viridiplantae; Streptophyta; Magnoliopsida; Rosales; Rhamnaceae. Bases 100 to 1461 code for a protein of 453 amino acids. Gene Ontology annotation, biological process: proteolysis. Gene Ontology annotation, molecular function: aspartic-type endopeptidase activity. The transcript has a single exon. The record is from RefSeq and is a predicted model, not a curated record.